Hyaloscypha bicolor E is the source of this 792-nucleotide messenger RNA. Its product is annotated as imidazoleglycerol-phosphate dehydratase. Gene Ontology annotation, molecular function: imidazoleglycerol-phosphate dehydratase activity. The transcript has 2 exons. Bases 36 to 725 code for a protein of 229 amino acids. The record is from RefSeq and is a predicted model, not a curated record. Gene Ontology annotation, biological process: L-histidine biosynthetic process. NCBI's taxonomy places the organism in Eukaryota, Fungi, Ascomycota, Leotiomycetes, Helotiales, Hyaloscyphaceae.
UGAAGAGCCACCACAACCCAUUGUACACCACAACGAUGGUCGCAUCAACUGAGCAGAGAGUCCGCUCGGCGGCUCUCUCACGGGAUACGAAUGAGACGAAAAUCCAGCUUGCGAUCAAUUUGGACGGAGGAGAAUUCCCUUCGGACACGGAUAGCCAGCUUAUGAAUGGGGGAGAGGGCCAUGCUACGCAGGCUUCGAAAAGCCAGACUAUAGCUAUCAAUUCUGGUAUUGGAUUUCUGGAUCAUAUGUUGCAUGCACUGGCAAAGCAUGCGGGCUGGAGUUUGGCGCUCAAUUGCAAGGGAGAUCUCCACAUUGACGACCACCAUACCGCUGAAGAUGUGUGUAUUGCACUCGGUUCAGCAUUCAAAGAUGCUCUUGGCACACCUACAGGUCUGGCACGGUUCGGAUCCGCAUAUGCCCCUCUUGACGAAGCUCUGUCAAGGGCAGUGGUGGAUCUCUCGAACCGGCCAUUCAGCGUGAUAGACCUGGGAUUGAAGAGGGAGAAGAUUGGAGAUCUGAGCUGUGAGAUGAUACCGCAUUGUCUUCAGAGCUUUGCGCAGGCGGCGAGAAUUACAAUCCACGUUGACUGUAUAAGAGGUGACAAUGAUCAUCACAGAGCAGAAUCGGCUUUUAAGAGUCUGGCAGUGGCUAUCAGAGCUGCAACUACGAGAGUAGCUGGACGAGAGGGCGAGAUUCCAAGCACGAAAGGGACAUUGAGUACUUGAUUUUAGCUUUGAAUAAAAUACCCGUCUGUUUUAUCCCAAGCUGCUCCCAAAAUCUAGACUUUUUCCC